AGUAAACAUUGAACAUUUUCAGCGGAUCCUAAUUUUCAUCAUGGCUGUUUUCAAUAAAAUUCAGAUUGUUCUAGGGUUUUUAUCGUUGCUGCAUGCAGCCUAUUCUGCAGCUCAGCAUCGUGCGUAUCUCCGAAUCACAGAGCAAGAAUUUUCCCAGCUCCCGAUAGAUAUUAUCUUCCAAGCAAUCGCAAGCUUGCUGUACAUUAUCUACAACAUUCUGCAAGUGGUGGGAGACUUUAAAGAGAUUCGCGCCGCCGUAGAUUUGCAAGCUAAGUCUUGGGAAACGUUUUCGAAUAUUCCAUCGUUCUAUACGUUCAACCAUCGCGGUAAAGCUCUGUCUCCGGUGUACGAGCAACCACAUCCUGGCUUGGUCGAGGCGUAUGAGCGAGACUACGACUCGAGCGACUAAUAUAAUGUACGCCAAAAAUUAAUUAAACUCGAUAAACAA
Molecule: messenger RNA, 448 nt
Organism: Anopheles coustani
Lineage: Eukaryota; Metazoa; Arthropoda; Insecta; Diptera; Culicidae
Gene: EMC5
Product: ER membrane protein complex subunit 5
Exons: 3
Coding region: 41-409 (122 amino acids)
Cellular component (GO): plasma membrane; EMC complex; early endosome
Source: RefSeq, a predicted model, not a curated record